Molecule: messenger RNA, 279 nt
Organism: Cladocopium goreaui
Lineage: Eukaryota; Dinophyceae; Suessiales; Symbiodiniaceae
Source: the annotation of a GenBank genome assembly
AUGGUGAGGGUUGCGGUUCUCGCGGUUCUUAUGAUGCAGGCGCUUGCGGAUCAGGCCUGUCAAGAGGAGACUUGUCAGGAGGAGAGCUCGACUCUGAUGCAGCUCAAUCACCGAGAGAUGACGGGUGAUGAGGUCAAUGAGUUGAACGAGGGUCUUCCAUGGUGGGUCAAGAAGAAGAUCAUUGACUCACGUCGAGAGAGUCACCCAGCUCCUCCUCCCCCCCGGCGCCUCCACGCUAUCCUUGCUCCACCUCAGAGCCGCAGUCGCCACGCAACGUGA